Molecule: messenger RNA, 1282 nt
Organism: Panicum virgatum (switchgrass)
Lineage: Eukaryota; Viridiplantae; Streptophyta; Magnoliopsida; Poales; Poaceae
Product: E3 ubiquitin-protein ligase AIRP2-like
Exons: 5
Coding region: 275-982 (235 amino acids)
Biological process (GO): protein ubiquitination
Molecular function (GO): ubiquitin protein ligase activity
Source: RefSeq, a predicted model, not a curated record
GGGGUUGGACCUGGACCCGGGAAGAACAAUCCAGCGAGCGAGAAAAAGUGGGACGAAUCCAAUCCAAGCCAGAGCGCCGAGCGCGAGCUCAGGGAAGGCAAACCGUUCCGGCCCAAUCCAGUCCUGUCGGAUCACCGAGUCGCAACGAGGGAGGAGGAGGAACGCGGCGAGCCGGCGAGGUUUAAGCAGGGUUUGUCCCGUCUUGUCUCCUCCCGUGCGAUUCAGCUCUCGCCGUGGGAGGAGGAGGAGGGGUCGCCGGCGGCGGGACGCGCCGAUGCGGAAGUUCCAGGACUCCGUCAAGGCCCUCGAGGCCGACAUCGAGCACGCCAAUGCGCUGGCGUCGGAGUUCCUGAGAGACUACGACGGGUCGUUCAUCCAGAUGCGGAUGGCGUACAGCGCCGUCGCGCAUUUCCUCGUGCAGUGGACCGACUGCAAGCUCGCCGGCGCGCUCGGCCUCCUCAAGGUCAUGCUGUACAAGGUGUACGCGGACGGCUCGUCGGCGCUUCCCGACUGGGAGAGGGAGGCCAGCAUCAGGGAGUUCUACGGCGUCAUAUUCCCGUCGCUGCUGCAGCUGCCAAGCGGGAUCACCGAGCUGGACGACAGGAAGCAGAGGAGGCUCUGCCUCAAGAAAUUCAGGAGCAGGGACGAGGAGCUCUCGGAGGUGGACACGGAGAGGGAGCUCGAGUGCGGCAUCUGCCUCGAGGUCAACAGCAAGGUCGUGCUGCCCGACUGCGCCCACACGCUCUGCAUGCGGUGCUUCGAGGAUUGGAACGCCAAAUCCAAGUCCUGCCCGUUCUGCCGCGCCUGUCUGGAGGAGGUGAAGCCGGGCAGCCUGUGGAUGUAUACCGACGACAGCGACGUUGUGGAUAUGGAUACCUUGACAAGGGAGAACAUCAGGCGGCUAUUCAUGUACAUAAAUAAGCUGCCCCUUGUAGUCCUGCAUGUAGUUGACCUUGACAUUUACCAGUACCGUAUCAAGUAAACUUGACUGCUCCUUGUUCAUAGCUUCAUACACCAGCUCUUCCUUUCGAUUCCAUGGCCUGUCAGUGUCAUGUAUACGGCCAUGAUAGUGCACGCAAAGAGCGUAGAAUGGUCUGUUAAUUUUAGAGAUUGCCAGAUUCAGCCAUUCAGAUGUGUUGCAGUACUCGCGCGUGGUGGUGUUGUGGAGUGGUGGAGAGGUCUGUUACUGUUAAGGUCCCGUUCAGGAGUAGAAGAAACACAGCAAUAGAUUAGGAUUGCAAGUGUAAAAUAGAGGAAUGAAAAAUACGGGAAUUUUAUAGUC